Molecule: messenger RNA, 419 nt
Organism: Cottoperca gobio
Lineage: Eukaryota; Metazoa; Chordata; Actinopteri; Perciformes; Bovichtidae
Product: galanin receptor type 2
Exons: 2
Coding region: 27-419 (130 amino acids)
Biological process (GO): G protein-coupled receptor signaling pathway
Cellular component (GO): plasma membrane
Molecular function (GO): G protein-coupled receptor activity
Source: RefSeq, a predicted model, not a curated record
UGGAUAGAUAUCGGACCGCGCGAAUUAUGAAUGAAUAUAACCUAAAGAUGAAUCUAUCCUCGGUGAACUCCUCCUCUUGGAAAGUGGAGUCGGUGGUCAUCUCUUUGGGGUUUUCGGUCAUUUUCCUGGUCGGCACCGUGGGAAACUCUCUGGUCCUCGCGGUUCUGUUUCGUAACGGACAGAUGGACACCAAAACCACCAAUCUGUUCAUCCUCAACCUCGGAAUAGCAGAUUUGUGUUUUAUUGUUUUCUGCGUGCCUUUCCAGGCCACCAUCUACACUCUGGAUGAGUGGGUGUUCGGUCCUGUGGUGUGUAAGGUUGUGCACUUCAUCAUUUUUCUCACCAUGUAUGCCAGCAUCUUCACCCUGACAGCUGUUUCCAUGGACAGCUUCUGCUCUACUUUCCUUGAGAGCAACUGA